This is a messenger RNA of Nicotiana tabacum (common tobacco), 1924 nucleotides long. Its product is annotated as UDP-glycosyltransferase 92A1-like. NCBI's taxonomy places the organism in Eukaryota, Viridiplantae, Streptophyta, Magnoliopsida, Solanales, Solanaceae. The record is from RefSeq and is a predicted model, not a curated record. Gene Ontology annotation, molecular function: UDP-glucosyltransferase activity.
GCUUUGGAAUGAUGAAGAUAAAUACAACCCAACCUCUCUUCUCCCUUCUUCUCACCCUAUCCCUAUCUUUCUAGCUUUUCUUGUCCUAAAAAAAUUCCACCAUUUUUCUCUCUAAAUUCUUUAGCAGCUCAAAAUUUCCAAUAAUUUGUAGAAAAAUGAGUGACACUCAAGAACAUAUAAUAAUGCUUCCAUUUCUAGCACUUGGCCAUAUGAUUCCAUUCUUAGCCUUAGCCAAUAAAAUCCAAGAAAGAACUAACUACAAAAUUACUAUAGUUAGUACCCCUCUUAAUAUUAAAUAUCUUAGUUCCAACAGACAAAAUCCCAAUAAUAUUUCUUUGGUUUCACUUCCUUAUAAUAGUUUUGACCUUGGUUUACCACCAAAUACUGAGAAUACAGAAGCUUUGCCAUUAAAAGAUAUGGUGACAAUUUUCAAUUCUACAUUAUCUCUCAAAGAUCCACUUAAAAAGUUGAUUUUAGAGAUUAUUAAAAAAGAUGGUGGUGCUUAUGGUACAGCAGCUUAUGUAUCAUUAUGGCUAAAUUUACCUCAUUUAUUAGCAAUUAAUGGUGUUUUUAAAAUGCCAGGAUUUGAUGAAAAUUCUUGCAUUUUUAAUGUCUCUCAACUUCAUCCUUUUAUGAAAUUAGCAAAUGGUAAUGAUUCUUGGUCUAAGAUAUUGAAAUCUAUGUUAUUACCUUCUUUGGAUUCUUUAGGUUGGUUAUGUAAUAGUGUUGAGGAAAUUGAAUUUAUAGGUAUAAAAGCAAUCAAGAAUUUGACAAAACUUCCUGUUUGGUGUAUUGGACCUUUACUUCCACAAUGUAUGAUCAAGAAAGGAGAAAAAGAUCAAAUCUUGGAAUCAAGAAUUGCAAAAGAUCAUGGUUUGUCACCUGAAAAAUGCAUAGAAUGGUUAAAUAAACAUCCUAAAAAUUCUGUUCUUUACAUAUCUUUUGGUUCACAAAACACAAUUAGUACUUCACAAAUGAUGGCAUUAGCUUUGGGAUUAGAAGAUAGUGAAAAACCAUUUAUUUGGGUUGUUAGACCUCCUAUUGGAUUUGAUUUAAAAGGUGAGUUUAAAUCAGAAUGGUUGCCUCAAGGUUUUCAAGAAAGAGUGGAAAAAGGGAAUAAAGGUUUAAUUGUGAAAUCUUGGGCACCCCAAUUGCAAAUUUUGUGUCACGGUUCGACGGGUGCAUUUUUGACUCAUUGUGGAUGGAAUUCAGUAUUGGAAAGUUUAAGUGAAGGGGUGCCUAUAAUUAGUUGGCCUUUGGCUGGUGAACAAGCAUUUAAUUCAAAGAUGUUAAUGGAAGAAAUGGGGGUUUGUAUUGAGUUAACUAAAGGGGUAGAAAGUGUUAUUGAAAAAGAUGAUGUGAAGAAAGUGAUAGAUGUUGUUUUGAGUACAAGUGGAAAAGGGAAAGAAAUGAAGGAAAGGGCUAAUGAAAUUGGGAUUUCUAUUAGAGAAGCUGUUAAAGAAGAGGGGAAAUUUAAGGGUUCUUCUGUUAAAGCUAUGGAUGAUUUCAUAUCUACACUCCUUUGUACAAGAAAUUUGUCAUCUUAACAAAGAAUUUUGGAACCUUUUAAGGCUUUAACUAAGGGUCCAGUGGUGACAAAUGUUCCAUUAUGGUAUGUUUGGAUGGUUGUUACAUGUUGUAUUGUAUCGUAUUGUUACUUUAAAUAUAAUGUUUGUUUUGAUUGUUACUUAAAUUUUAUUGUAUCAUAUCGUUAAAUCCGUUGUUACGUAACGCCAAAAAGUGUCAUUUUUGUGUAACGACGGAUUAGGUGUGGUGACAUCGUUAUCUUUUUUUUUUUGUAAUUUUUUUUACGAACCGGAGUGACAAAGGGCUGAAUCUCAACGGAUCGUGGCAGAAAGGCCACUCUGCCCUACUUUAUUAUUAAAUGAUCAUAUUUUAUCCUUUAUUUUACCUUUUUAUAUAA